Messenger RNA from Stylophora pistillata, 1455 nucleotides. RefSeq lists its product as uncharacterized. The record is from RefSeq and is a predicted model, not a curated record. NCBI's taxonomy places the organism in Eukaryota, Metazoa, Cnidaria, Anthozoa, Scleractinia, Pocilloporidae.
AUGAGUUUUUUGAAGAAAAUUCAGAAAAAAGGUCGAGGUAAAAACCAUCGAGAACUAUACUUCAGAGCUGCGGCUCCCUCUCCAACUCUGGAAUGUGCCAAAGACGAAAGUAUCUUCAACAAGAAAGAAACCACAAAGGAAGAAAGUAGAAAAUUGUCGCGUCCGGAAUCCCUAAAAAACUUCCAGGAUGACAACCGCAGUAGAGAUAUUACAAGCAGUGCUGCCUGUUCCAAGGAGGCCACCCCAAAGGUUAUUACUGCUCCACGUGCUCCACUUUCAGAAGCCGUAGGUGACGAUGAGAAAAAGGAAGAAGAGAAGGCCCAUGCCGACACUAAAGGUAAUGGUCCUAAGGCGGAUUCGUGUCGAAGCAACAAAACAAGAUCAGGAUCAAUAACGGUUAACAGAAAAGCUCCACUUCCGCCUACUUCUGACAGGCCUUCCGUAUCACAUCCCAGUCCAUGCCAAUCUGCUCCACCUCGUCGUAUUCCAGUUCGUCCAGCUCCACCGCGUCGACCGCGUCCAGCUCGCCCCCCUCCACCAACUGUAACACAGCGUGGCAAAAAGAGCGGCACUGCAUCCAAUGCAGUUGACAAAGGACCGUGCAGUGUUAAGAAGAAAGCAAACGAGAUUUGCAAAUAUCCAAAGGAACUGAACCCGUUUGCAAAUUGCAACAGUACCACCGAUGAUGACUGUUCGUCGCAGAAGAGCGAGGAGGCAUUCGGUACUAGUCACCAAAGGCAGAGAAAGAGACAAAAAUAUUCUAAAAGGGAAGAAUAUCCGAUGAAAAAAAAUUCAUUGGAUGAUGCUGAUGAGAUGAGCGAGAAGGUCCCCGGUACUCGUCGCCAAAGGCGUAAAGGAAAACAGAAAGAAUCUAAAAGCGAAGAAUAUCUAAUCGAAGGAAGUGACUGUCCAUCCAGUGAUGUUGACGAGAUGAGCGAGAAACCCUCCAGCGCUCGUCGUAAAAGGCGUACAAGAAAACGAAAAGAAUCUAAGAAUGAAGAAUUCUUAAUUGGACAAAAUCCAUCUAAUGAUACCGAUUGGGGAAAAAGCUCUUCGUGUUCAGAUUCAACCGAAACUUCUGACAUGUGGUCUGUUUCUUCAUUGGAAGAUAUUCAGUUUGCGGUGAACACAGCUGCAAUACCAGAGCUAAACGUUAAGAAUGCAGAGCAAGGUUUGGCUGGUAACAAUGAAAAGGACGCACAGAUUAACCGAGAGGAUUCUGGUGACUUAAAAGCCCACUCAUUCCCUUCUUGUAGGGAGGUCUCUUCGGUUAAUGUCCCUUCCACAAAAAAGGGCAACGACUCUGCAAGUAUCAGAUCAACAAACGUCGAUGCUUCGACUGCCAAAGAAUUUAAAGAUGCUGACGAGAAACCAAUUCUCAAGCAAGCAAAAGCUUCGGAGGAGGCUAGUGCCAUGGAAGAGCGCCAGGGUGGAGAUGACUGUGGUAAGUUAUAA